UUAUUAUUAAAAUAAAAUUUGACAGAUUGCUGAAUUUUUUAAUUAUUUUUCUAUCAUUUUUUAUCUUACUCCAUUAAUUGUCUUUAUUUUAUUUUUGCAAAACCUUAUUCCGCGAAAUCUGAUAUAUAAGUCAGGCUGUUAACAUCAAUUGCGUAUUAUUUUAUUAUUGACGCAGAUAUUUAUAUCUUCAUAAUUUUUACAAAAUCUAUAUUUAUGUAAUUCUUUGUAUCUUAAAUGCUCCACGAACGCUUGAAGAAUCACAUGAUAACGCGCUUUAUUGUUGCCGUCAAAAGUACAAAUCCGAAGUGACAGGUGUUUUCGUGAUGUCACUGAAAUAGUAACUUUAUUAUGGAUUUUCAUCGCAAAGGUUUCAAUGAAUAUGAACAAACAUGAGUCAUAAGUACAAUGUUGAAGUAGAAGCUGAACGUAUUCAUCUUCGUGAAAGGUCUAGUAAAGGUUUGAUUAAUGACUCUUUAGAAAAUGUAUUAAGUAGUGAUGAAGGAUUUGAAGCUGAAGAAGAUGAUUCUCUCUUAGAUCCUCAUUAUUUGCAACGAGGUAAAAGGAGCUUCAAGUAUAAGUUUUUUUGCUGCAUUUGUCAUUGUAUGCAACUUUUUUGUUCAAGACUUCAGAAAGUCAUGCCUAAGCUGUGCGGUGAAAAAGAACACAAGCCACGCACUGUGUUCAUAGGAAGAAGCAACCAUGAUGGUUUUCCUCCAAAUAUUAUUAAAAAUCAGAAGUACAACAUCAUUACUUUUAUUCCUUUAGUGCUGUUUCACCAGUUUAAAUUUUUCCUCAAUUUAUACUUUUUGAUUAUGGCACUUUCACAAUUUAUUCCAGAAGUACGGAUUGGAUAUUUGUACACAUAUUGGGGUCCACUUGGUUUUGUGCUCUCAGUCACAUUAAUAAGAGAAGCUAUUGAUGACUUUCGUCGGUACUGUAGAGAUCGAGAAGUUAAUUAUCGGAAAUACCGCAAGUUAACAUCUCGUGGGGUUGUGCAAGUUCCAAGUGCGAAUAUUAAAGUUUCAGACCUCAUUAUUGUAGAUAAAGAUCAGAGGGUACCUGCAGACAUGGUAUUUUUAUCAACUACUGAGAAAAAUGGAGCUUGUUUUAUAAGAUCAGAUCAGUUAGACGGAGAAACAGACUGGAAAUUGAGACUUGCUGUCACAACUACUCAGAGGCUGUCAUCACCAGAGGAACUAUUUCAUAUGGAUGCAUCCAUUUAUGCUGAAGAGCCCAAAAAGGAUAUCCAUACUUUUGUUGGAAAAUUUACAAGGAAUGAUGGUGAAGGGGCAGAAGUAUCUCUGGGAAUUGAAAAUACUUUAUGGGCCAACACUGUUGUGGCAUCUGGCACUGCCAUUGGCAUUGUCAUUUAUACAGGUUCUGAAACUAGAAGUGUAAUGAAUAACUCUGAACCUCGAAGCAAGGUUGGGCUAACUGAUCUUGAGCUAAACCAGCAAACAAAAGUUUUAUUUGCAGCAGUUAUUGGACUGGCUUUAGUGAUGAUGGCUUUAAAAGGUUUUGGUGGCUUGUGGUAUCGAUAUUUGUUUAGAUUCAUUUUGCUAUUCUCUUACAUCAUUCCUAUUAGUUUACGUGUGAACUUGGAUAUGGGUAAAAUGGUUUAUUCUUGGAUGAUUCAGAAAGACAAAGAAAUUCCUGGUACAGUGGUGAGGAGUACAACUAUCCCUGAAGAAUUGGGAAGAUUAUGUUUUUUACUUUCUGAUAAAACUGGGACUUUAACUAAAAAUGAGAUGGUUUUUAAGAAGUUGCAUUUGGGAACUGUAGCUUAUGGACAAGAUUCUUUCAAUGAAGUUAUAGCUCAUUUAAAAACAGCUUAUCUACCAACAUCAUCAGAGAGUUCUUCGAGCAGUACCACUCCUACCAGACAAACACCUAAAAUGAGAACAACUAUUGUCACCAGAGUUCAAGAAGCUGCAAGAGCUCUUGCUUUAUGUCAUAAUGUUACGCCUGUCUAUGAUGAAGACACUGUCAGUAUUGAUACCUCAGGGGAGAAUAAAGAUUGUGAUACAGAAGCUGAUCAGCAAUCAAAACAAUCAUUUGUUUACCAAGCAUCUAGUCCUGAUGAGGUUGCCUUGGUGACUUGGACUGAGAGUGUGGGGUUGACAUUAAUUCAACGGAAUCUUCAGAAAAUGCAAUUAAGAUCACCUCAUAACCAAAUAUUGGAUUAUUCCAUUCUGCAGAUAUUUCCUUUUACUUCAGAGACAAAAAGAAUGGGGAUAAUAGUUAAAGAGGAAAGUACAGGAGAAAUUAUAUUUUUUAUGAAAGGUGCAGAUGUUGUGAUGUCAUCGAUUGUUCAGUACAAUGAUUGGUUAGAUGAGGAGUGUGGAAAUAUGGCUCGAGAAGGGUUGAGGACACUUGUGGUUGCUAAGAAAGUUUUAACUGAAGAUCAGUAUUCUGAUUUUGAAGCUCGCUUGAAUCAAGCCAGAGUCAGUAUUCAUGACAGAAAUGCCAAGGUUUCUGCCGUCAUUGAAAGUUUAGAGAGAGAUAUGGAGUUACUUUGUCUGACCGGUGUUGAGGAUAAACUGCAAGAUAAUGUUCGACCAACUCUUGAGUUACUUAAAAAUGCUGGAAUUAAAAUCUGGAUGCUUACAGGUGAUAAAUUAGAAACUGCGACAAGUAUUGCAAAGUCUUCCUUAUUAGUCUCCCGAACUCAAGAUAUGCAUAUUUUUCAAAGUGUGACUUCUCGUGGUGAGGCUCACCUGGAGUUAAAUGCAUUCAGGAGGAAAAAUGAUUCUGUUUUGAUCAUAAAAGGUGACAGUCUAGAAAUGUGCUUAAAAUUUUAUCCUAAAGAAUUCAUGGAGCUAGCUUGCCAAUGUCCAGCAGUUGUUUGUUGUCGCUGUUCUCCCACUCAAAAAGCUGAAGUUGUGCGACUCAUACAAAAUGAAACCGGUAAAAGAACUGCUGCAGUCGGGGAUGGCGGUAAUGAUGUCAGUAUGAUUCAAGCAGCAGAUGUUGGUAUCGGUAUCGUUGGCAAAGAAGGAAAACAGGCCUCUUUAGCUGCAGAUUUCUCUGUUACUCAAUUUCAUUAUAUUGCUCAGUUAAUUUUGGUUCAUGGGCGUUAUAGCUAUAAACGAUCGGCUGCACUCAGUCAAUUUGUAAUUCAUCGUGGUCUCAUAAUUUCAACAAUGCAAGCAUUUUUUUCUGCAGUUUUCUAUUUUGCAUCAGUUGCAUUAUAUCCUGGCUUCCUAAUGGUUGGGUAUGCCACAAUUUACACAAUGUUUCCUGUGUUUUCUUUAGUUCUAGAUAAAGAUGUUUUACCUGAAAAAGUUUUUACAUACCCCGAAUUGUACAAAGAAUUAUGCAAGGGUCGUUCGCUGUCAUUUAAAACUUUCUUCAUUUGGGUUAUAAUUAGUAUUUAUCAAGGAGGCAUUAUAAUGUAUGGAGCUUUACUCUUAUACAAAGCAGAAUUCAUUCACAUAGUUUCGAUAAGUUUUACUGCCCUCAUCUUUACUGAGCUUCUGAUGGUGGCUUUAACUAUUAGAAUGUGGCACUGGCUGAUGGUUGUGGCUGAAAUUUUCAGUCUUGUCAUUUAUUUCUUAUCCUUAUUUUUCAUGAAACAGUUUUUCGAUGCUGAUUUUAUAUGGACUAUUACAUUUCUUUGGAAAGUUGCUGCUUUAACUGUAGUGAGCUGUGUGCCUUUGUAUAUUCUGAAAUACUUGCAUCGAAAGGUCUCUCCUCCGAUUUAUGCAAAACUUACAUAAAAUAUAAAUUGUUCCUUGUGAUAUUUUGGGUAGCAGAUAUGUAGAUACGUUUUCAAUUAAUGAAAUGUUACUUAAUGUCUUUUAAAUUAUAAAUCUCAUAAAACUCAUUACCAGCUUUUAUUAAUCUAACAUUUUAUAACUUAACAUUAUUUAUUGACAUUUUUACUGAAUAAUUGUUGGUUUAUAUUCGUUUUUUUUUGCGAUACAUUUGAGAGCGGAUUAUCUGGAAUCCUCAGGAAUUACGCAUAAAUGAUUUUUCCAUCUAUCUGGAUUUAUAUUAAAAAACAAUUACUAAUUUCCUACGAGACAUAUUUUUUUUAAUCCUAGAUGUUACAUUUAAAAGUAAGAAAAAUAACACAAUUAGAUUGAUUUAAUAAAAAAAUAUUUAUAAUCUUAGAAUGAACAAUCCAACUUUAUUGUGAUAUUUGCUGAGUCCUGGAUUAAAAAUUCAACUAUUUGGUGUAAUCCACAAUCUGAAAGCAUUAGGAAAAUAUAAAAUUACAAUGAUAAUCAACUAUGAAUAUACAAUCAGAGUAAAAAAAAAAAAUUUAAAAGUUCUUUUGGGAAAAUAGAAAAAUAAUAAAAUCAAUUGCAAAACAUUUCCUGAUUGUUUUGCACUCCAGAUUUUCUUUUCAAUUCUAAACAAAUCCUAAAAUCAUUCCCGUUUCCUGGUUUCCAGAUUAAAAGCUCUGUACUGUGUUAUGGACUUCCUUUCAAUAUUAAAAUUCAUGUAUUAAAUCAAUGAGCUCGAUUUGAAUUUUUUUUAAAUUAUAAAUAAAAGUAUUCCCAGUUGUAAGAAUUUUGUAAAUAUAAAUGAUAUUUGGAUAUUGUAUCAUAAAAAUAAUGUCUGUGAUAAUGGCCAAGAAACAAUAUUCUUUUUGCUCAAAAUUUCUCGACAUUCGAGUGAAUAAAAUAUUUUAAGUUGUUUCUUUACAUUACUGGAUAUAUUGUAUAAAAUUGAAAUUUGUUUUAUGUUUCAAUAAAUGCUGGCAUUUUAUCGAAAUUUGUUUUAAGUAGCAUCUGGCACCAUUUUCUGCAUAUAAGUCAUAAGGAUAUCCAUCUUUUGUGUAUAGUAAUUAUGCAUCUUGUAUUUAAUUUAAAUUAGCAUUUAUUAAUUAACCUUCCUUUGUCCUGGCUUUUUUUAUACUUUAAACUGGGAUACUUUAAAUUUUCAUCAAAAAACCAGUUUCCCCUCCCGCAUAUUAUUUAGUUGGAAAUUAGUGCAUAACAAGGAAGUUACAACACAAUUUUUACCCAGUAGAUCUAGGUUUAAUAGGUUAAUGUGUUAAAAAUUGCACUUUUUUAUUCAAAUAUGAUUUUCAUCAAUUGUUUGAAAAAUUUACUUAAGAAAAACAGUAAAAUGACUUUUGAUAGUUGGAAUAAUGUAACAAAAUAUUACAAUUGUGAUUUUUUUUUCUUCCUAUUAAAUGGAAAUUAUAUCUUUUUUUUAAUAAACUUUUUUUUGCUAUUUUUAUAUUGCAUACACAUAUGUAAGUUAUUUCAUUUCUAAUUAAUUUAUUUUAAUAAUUUAAGUAUUAUGUAUGGCUAUAUUUAUGGUUGAUGCUGCUUUAGUUAUUAGUUUGUUUAGUUGACAACAAAUACAAUCCUAUCUUCACUCCCCAAAAACGUUUGAACUCUCUAUUUUGUUAUUUAAUGGAAAUAGAGAAACAGAUUAUUCUCCCACUGCAGUUGUAAUAAAAAGUUUCAUUUGGCUAUGACUACUUGAAUGUUUUUAAAGACUAUGUGCAAAAAUUAAAAUUUUUUUAACCCUUUGUUCCUUUUUAAAAACAGCUAUUGUGAAAUUGUUUUUCUCAAAAUUUAAUAAUUUAGUUUCCCUAUAAUGAAUAUGCAUGUUCCUAUAAUUAUAUGCAUGGUAUAUGUAAUGAAUGUGCAUGUUAAGUUAAUUUGGUGAUAAGGAAAAACUGUAUGUUUUGGUAUACAUUGCUGUGUCUUUUGUUGAAAUUGUUGCUCAAAAUUUUGAAAUUGCUGUUAAAAAAAGCAAACAAACUAGGAUUUAGAUUUUUUUACUGACUGGUACAAAUUUCUUAAAACUUAGAUAAUUUUCUAUCCAAUAAUACUGACACUGGGUUUCUCCAAAAUGAUCAACAAUUUAGAAAUCCUUUAAAUAAAAGCUGAAAGAGCGAAAACAUAUGGUUUGCUACAUUCUUCAUGAGAAAUCAAGUAAUUAAUUUCUGCUUAGAUAUGAAGUUCGUCUACAAAUAACUCUGCUAACUGAGCCUAACAAAUUUUCAAAAUGUCAGUAGUAACAGCUUGGUAUAGUUUGAGAAUAAAAUUAAAAUAACUAUACAAAUAUUAGAUUUGCAAUGCUCUGGUAUGCAACAAUUUUGUUUUAUUGUUUUUUCUGUUCUUAUAUGUUGAUAAAAUUAGUAACUAAUUUUGAAACCAAAGGUAUAUGUGGUGAUUAGGAAAGUUGUUGCCAAUUUAUGAAAUUGACGGCAAGUCAUUUUAGAUUGUAACCGGAGCAUUGGCAGAAACUAUAACAGAAAUUAAAACAAAAAGUUUUUUUUUUUAAAUGUUGAAAUUUAGGUUUUAGAAUUUAUUCACAGUUUAUUUACAAAAAUAAUUAAAUAUUUGAAGCACUCUAAAUUUUUUAUAUUUUAACAACAAUAAAAUAAGAAAAAUAUUUCAAUGAAAAAUCUUGAAAACAGAAAUUUGGUACAUAAUUUUUUGUUCUUACCAAAAAAUCAUAGCUGCAAAUUCUUUGAGAUUUUCCUAAAGAUUUUAUUGCUCUAUUUAAAGUGGUUGCAAAAUUAUGUUUUUUAGUUUAAUACUUGGAUUUAUAAAUGCAUUUUUUAUUUAUUUUGACUCUCAACAUGUCUAUUUAUAAAAUACUAUUAAAAUCCAUGAUUGCAGUUGAUUAAAAAGUGACAAAAUACCAAAAAUGUUAGCCUAUACUUAUAAUUUGGUUGUCACUUCACUAACGCUUGGAGAAAUCAUUCUGGAAAAGAGUAAAAUUUAGCAGGUAUGGUGUUGUUUGGCGCCAUUUUUCGAUUUUACAAUCAUAUUUAACUAAAUUAGAAUAAUGUAAAAGAUUUCAUAACUAGAAGACAGCAAACCAAAAUUUUUGUAUCUCUUUUCAUUUUUUCCCCAGUUAUUUUUCAAAUUGUUAUUUUUGGGACAUCAGGUAAAAGCAUUUAAAGAUAUUCAGGAUUGUCGCAAGGGAGUGUAAUUCUGUUUCUUAUUGUGUAUGUAUUUUUUUUAAUGACAUCUAGAGAAAAAGUCUCCCCUUUUUCUUGUAGAAAUCAAUGUGCCUUUUGAUACAAUCUUUCAUCAGAAAAGUUUUUCACCUGUACUUUUAUACUCUAUUUUAGUUUUGUAUAUAUGAAGAGAAACAUAUAUUGUUCCUUUCUUUUUUUUUACAUUCUUUCCUUUAAAUUAAGUUUUCAUUUGAGAGAAGGUGCUUUAUUGCUGUAAUUUAAAUUCUCUAUUUAAUGUAAAUAUACAAAUGUGUAAUAAAACGUUUUUGGAAAUUUAA
Molecule: messenger RNA, 7215 nt
Organism: Parasteatoda tepidariorum (common house spider)
Lineage: Eukaryota; Metazoa; Arthropoda; Arachnida; Araneae; Theridiidae
Product: putative phospholipid-transporting ATPase IIB
Biological process (GO): endocytosis; retrograde vesicle-mediated transport, Golgi to endoplasmic reticulum; phospholipid translocation
Cellular component (GO): trans-Golgi network; endosome; plasma membrane
Molecular function (GO): ATP binding; ATPase-coupled intramembrane lipid carrier activity; ATP hydrolysis activity
Source: RefSeq, a predicted model, not a curated record